Sphaerulina musiva SO2202 is the source of this 1985-nucleotide messenger RNA. Its product is annotated as t-complex protein 1 eta subunit. Lineage: Eukaryota; Fungi; Ascomycota; Dothideomycetes; Mycosphaerellales; Mycosphaerellaceae. The coding region runs from base 100 to 1773 and encodes 557 amino acids. Gene Ontology annotation, biological process: protein folding. The record is from RefSeq and is a predicted model, not a curated record. Gene Ontology annotation, cellular component: chaperonin-containing T-complex. The transcript is spliced from 3 exons. Gene Ontology annotation, molecular function: ATP hydrolysis activity; ATP binding; ATP-dependent protein folding chaperone.
ACGUCCCGUUACAGCCUCCCACAACGCUAAACACCGAACACACGAACCGCACGUCUCCGAAAUCGCCAUCAGCGCCAUUGAACCGAAACACACGCCAAGAUGUCCUUCGGCGGACAAACGCCAACCAUCAUUGUCCUGAAAGAGGGAACGGAUCAGUCACAGGGAAAGGGCCAGAUCAUCUCCAACAUCAACGCGUGUCUGGCAGUCCAGUCGACCAUCAAGAGCACGCUAGGGCCGUACGGCGGUGACUUGCUGCUUGUAGACGAGAAUGGCAAACAGACGAUCACAAACGAUGGCGCGACCGUUAUGAAACUCCUCGAUAUCGUGCACCCAGCAGCACGCAUCCUCACAGACAUUGCGCGGUCGCAGGACGCAGAAGUGGGAGAUGGCACAACGUCCGUGGUCGUGUUGGCGGGUGAGGUGCUGAAGGAGAUCAAAGAACAUGUCGAGCAGGGUGUCAGUAGUCAGGUCAUCAUCAAGGGCCUGCGAAGAGCGGGGACCAUGGCUGUGAACAAAGUCAAGGAGAUCGCGGUGAGCACAAGCGAGGACAACCAGCGCGAGACGUUGAGGAAAUUGGCGAGGACAGCCAUGAGCAGCAAGCUCAUCUACCGCAACGAGCAAUUCUUUACCAAGAUGGUCGUGGAUGCCGUACUUUCUUUGGACCAGGACGAUCUAAACGAGAAGCUCAUUGGGAUCAAGAAGAUUACCGGCGGAGCACUCCAGGACUCUCUCUUCGUCAACGGCGUUGCAUUUAAGAAGACCUUCUCAUAUGCUGGUUUCGAACAACAGCCCAAAGCCUUCAAGAACCCGAAGAUUGUCUGCCUGAAUGUGGAACUAGAGCUGAAGAGUGAAAAGGACAACGCCGAGAUUCGUGUUGAGCAGGUCUCAGAAUACCAAGCGAUUGUGGAUGCAGAGUGGAAGAUCAUCUACGACAAGAUGGAGGCGCUUUACAACACGGGCGCCAAGGUCGUCCUUUCGAAACUGCCCAUUGGAGAUCUCGCAACACAAUACUUUGCCGAUCGCGAUGUGUUCUGCGCUGGACGUGUGUCUUCGGACGACCUUGAGCGUGUCUGCCAAGCGACGGGUGCCUCGAUACAGUCUACCUGCUCGGACAUCUCGUCGCAUCACCUCGGCACGUGCGAGGUCUUCGAAGAACGACAAAUCGGAGGGGAACGCUACAAUUUCUUCGAAGGCUGCCCUGGCGCCAAGACCUGCACAUUGGUCCUCCGUGGAGGUGCAGAGCAAUUCAUUGCAGAGGUGGAGCGCAGUCUGCACGAUGCCAUCAUGAUCGUGAAACGUGCCAUCAAGAACCAAACCAUCGUGGCUGGAGGUGGUGCUUGCGAGAUGGAAGUUUCAGCAUACCUACACAGCUUCGCAGACAAGAACGUGCCACACAAGCAACAAAGCAUCAUCAAGGCGUUUGCCAAGGCGUUGGAAGUCAUUCCACGACAGCUGUGCGACAAUGCUGGUUUCGAUGCGACAGAUAUUCUCAACAGAUUACGAGUCGAGCACCGCAAGGGCAACACUUGGGCAGGCGUCGACUUCGACAAUGAAGGCAUUCGGGACAACCUCGAAGCCUUCGUAUGGGAGCCAUCGUUAGUCAAGAUCAACGCGAUCCAGGCCGCGGUCGAGGCCAGCUGUUUGAUCCUCAGUGUUGACGAGACGAUCAAGAACCAGGAGUCUCAAAAUCCACAAGCACCCACCAGAGGACUACCACCGGGCGCCGCACAGAGAGCCAUGCGAGGCAGAGGGCGUGGUAUGCCAAGACGGUAAAAUCUAGACGAUAGAAUGGGACGUGAUGCGGUCUGCUGGAAUGCAUAAUGAUGCUGACAUGGAUGUAUGUGGGAUGCAUAGCGCAACGGCGCAAAGGCUGUACAUUAUGUGUGAGCAAAAAUGACCAUGUCCGACCCUUCAGGCGUCAGCCCCACCACCACCUUAUUCAUGAUCACAAGUGCAUAUCAGUCGUAAUGGAAUGCAUCACUGGC